Colletotrichum karsti is the source of this 981-nucleotide messenger RNA. RefSeq lists its product as uncharacterized. The transcript has a single exon. Lineage: Eukaryota; Fungi; Ascomycota; Sordariomycetes; Glomerellales; Glomerellaceae. The record is from RefSeq and is a predicted model, not a curated record. Bases 1 to 981 code for a protein of 326 amino acids.
AUGGGAAACACUAUCUCGACUUUCUUUCCACCUGCGCCCAGCUUUCUGGAAAAGGACCUUCCGAGCCAGACCGGGCGCGUCUUCAUCGUCACUGGCGGGUACUCUGGAGUAGGAUAUGAGCUAAGCCGUAUGAUCUGGCAACGCGGCGGCGUCGUUUAUAUCGCCGGACGAGACGAAGAAAAAGCCCGCGAAGCCAUCGCCUCCAUUCAAAAGGAGUCAACUGCGGAAUCCACCGACGGCGGACUGCGCUUUCUCAAAGUAGCUCUUGACGACUUCUCGAGUAUCAAAGCGGCGGCAGAUAGGUUCAUGGCCGAAGAAAAGCGCCUCGAUGUUCUCUUCAACAACGCCGGUGUAUCCAACCCACCCGUCGGUUGGGUGUCAGCUCAGGGUCAUGAGAUGCAACUUGCGACGAAUUGUCUCGGCCCUUACCUCCUGACGAAGCUGCUAGCCCCAUUACUCAAAUCCACGACCAAACUCACGAGGGAGACCGGCGCCGUACGCGUCACGUUUACAACUUCCAUCGCGACGCAGCUCGGUGCCCCUGAUGGCGGAAUCGAUGUCAACAAGCUCCUGAAGCCAUCAACAGACCAGCAAGUCAACUAUGCACUGUCGAAAACCGGCAACUGGUUUCUUGCCGACCACUUUGCCAAGGAGCUAGGUCCCCACGGUGUUGUUAGCCUGGUUCUCAACCCUGGGAAUCUAAAGACUCCGCUGCUUCGUCACAUGCAUUGGCUUGUCGGUGUUGUGGUAUCACCACUGUUGUAUCAUCCGCGGUUUGGUGCUGACACCAACCUGUGGGCAGGGUUCUCUCCAGAUGUCACUGUCGAAGAUGGGGGCAGAUGGGUUGAGCCAUGGGGUCGAUUUCAUCCAAACCCUCGGGUCGACAUCAUGAAUGCCAUGAAGACUAAAGAGCAAGGCGGAACUGGCCAAGGAGCUGCGUUGAUCGAGCUUUGUGAGAAGGUCACCUCUGAUUAUUCAUGA